Molecule: messenger RNA, 2238 nt
Organism: Beauveria bassiana ARSEF 2860
Lineage: Eukaryota; Fungi; Ascomycota; Sordariomycetes; Hypocreales; Cordycipitaceae
Product: fungal specific transcription factor
Exons: 6
Coding region: 1-2238 (745 amino acids)
Biological process (GO): regulation of DNA-templated transcription; DNA-templated transcription
Molecular function (GO): DNA binding; zinc ion binding; DNA-binding transcription factor activity, RNA polymerase II-specific
Source: RefSeq, a predicted model, not a curated record
AUGAGCAACCAACAUCGCCCCUCAGACUCCAGUCGAAGCCUUGAAAGGGAGCGUAAGCGGGCCGCUCGGGCGUGUGACAUCUGUCGCCGCCAAAAAGAGAGGUGCGAUGGCGGCGUGCCCUGUCGGAGAUGCUUUCGCUUAGGGCGUCGGUGCGAGUUUACGGGAGAUGUCGGGGGCGUGUCGGGGCCGAGCCGUCGCAUGUUGGCACGGCGGCCGCCUUCAUCCGUCUCUCCCACACACGCUACCUCUAGCAGCCAGCGGGGCGUUGACCAUGGUCCCUCUGCGCAAUUAAAGCGGCUGGAGUAUCUCGAGAGAAUUGUGCGCAGCCACGCUGGGCCUGAGAUGCCACUGGACUUGGAUACGCUUCGGAAUCUGGCAGAGGAGGCAGACAGCCGCCACAGUCCAUCCGUCACAUCACACGAGGAUGAAGUGGACAAGUCAAUUACCAUGCAAUCUCUGGAUGGCAACGUAAUGCAUUAUUCGGGCGAGUUUUCGCAUUGGAACUUUUCCAUGCGCAUCAAAGACUGGCUAGACCAAAGCGUAGCACGACAUGGUCAAAAUGAAACAACGAAACCCUCGAUAGUGUUUGACGAGUAUUAUCGACCCGAUGAGCUUCGGUCCCCCGCCGGCUCGCUCGUUCCCUUGUCUUCGCUACCACCACGCUCCAUCACAGACUUUCUUAUUCACUGCUUCUUCCAACACGCGGAAGCCAACUACAGCUUUGUUGAUCGAGACUGGCUAUGCAGCCAAGUGGACGUAGUGUACGAGAAUCCAAUGGCGCUGUCAAAUCGAGAUAUUGGCACCCUGUCCAUGAUUUUCACGAUUCUCGCCAUCGGCACUCAGUAUGCCUAUCUCGAGUCCAUAGCGGAGGGCAAGGGUACUACUUCGGCAGGUGACUCGAAGCAGUUCAGCGAAGAUGCAGUCGGCAUUCAGUUUUACCGAAAAGCUGCCCAUCUUUUACCAGAGGUCAUUGCGGCAUCCUCGCUAGAGAGCGUGCAGGCAUGCCUGCUGAUGGGCAUAUACACGCUCCCGGUAGAUGCAUCCGGCCUCGCAUAUAUAUACUUGAACCUAGCGUUGAAAUUGGCCAUCCAGAACGGCAUGCAUCGUAAGCAUCCUGCCAACGAUAUAGAUGCGCGCAUUCGCGAAACUAGGAAUCGAGUCUGGUGGGCGCUCUACACUAUUGAGCAACGAGUUGGCAUAUUCCACGGUCGCCCAAUUUCUAUUGCAAGCGUGGACGUUGACGCAGAUCUACCCUCUCCGCUGCCUGGGCCGUCACUGUCGUUCAGAAACCCCGAGCUCCUACUCACCACUAUACAGCUUACUCGGUACCUGUCCAAAGUGGCGCAUACCAUGUCAAAUUUACGGACUCUUCCUAAAUCAGAGACUUCAGACUGCGUCAAGAAGCUUGCUCAGCUCCAGUCUGAGCUAGUCAAAUGGUGGGAAGGUUCAGGAAUUACGGCAUUGUAUAACAAUGAGCAGCCCGCUUCAGGUUCAUUUCGCCCGAGAAUGCAUCUUAGACUGGAAUAUUGCAUGGUACGCAUGUUUAUCGGCAGAAUCUUUAUCCUCCCACAGGACGGCCCGCUCGACAGCGGCAACCGCUCGACGCCAUCAUCGGACACAGUGUCAAGAAGCCCGCGCUCGACUCUUGUUCACGACUGCGCUGAGGCUGCCUUGUCCGUCAUUGAUGCGUGUCGCAUCAUCUCGAGGAGCGUCGGACUGGCGCGGGCGUCGUACACAGAAUUCAGCUCGUGUCGCGCCGCACUGCUGGUCAUCACCACGCAGUGCCUAACGCAGAACACAGACCGGUUCCGGCAGGCCUUGCGCGACGGUGUGGUAAUGCUCAAGGACAUGUCGUCGGGGAGCCAGUCGUGGCACUCGGAGGCCUCGCUGAUUGAGGCGUUUGAGCGGGCGAUUGCCAGCAUGAAUACGCGCCAUCCCGAUGCGAGCGGGACUGCGGGCUCUGAAGAGUCGGACUACGCCAAAUUCAAAAAGUGGGAGCAAAUGGUGCAGAAGCAUCCAUCGGCGCCCGAGUCGACGACCAGCAUUGUUACGUCGGAAGAUAUGGCGCCUCUGGCGGGCCAGGGCUGGAGACCGACGGAGGCGGCGUGGAGAGAGGAUCACCUGUUGAUGCCGUCGUGCACACCAUUUUUUGGGGUUGAUGGAAACUUUGCGUCUUUUCCAGAGAGCUUGGAUGAGCUGCCGUCGUUUUUGGACACGAAUUUUCAGGGCUCGCUGUAG